This is a messenger RNA of Erpetoichthys calabaricus (reedfish), 1280 nucleotides long. Its product is annotated as probable 2-ketogluconate reductase. The record is from RefSeq and is a predicted model, not a curated record. NCBI's taxonomy places the organism in Eukaryota, Metazoa, Chordata, Cladistia, Polypteriformes, Polypteridae. The coding region runs from base 121 to 1185 and encodes 354 amino acids. The transcript is spliced from 6 exons. Gene Ontology annotation, cellular component: cytosol. Gene Ontology annotation, molecular function: NAD binding; glyoxylate reductase (NADPH) activity; hydroxypyruvate reductase [NAD(P)H] activity.
CUGAGGCAUUAUGGGUGGCCCUAGAGGGAGGCGGGAUAAGUGUCAGUCAAAUUCAACUCCGGCGAGCACGAUCCAAAUGAGAAGUUUUAAAAGUUUGGUGAUAGAAAGGGAAAAAAACACAUGACUCUCCUAAUUCGAGUUCCUUUCACGUUACUACGAAGAUCCCAGCGCUGGUCAACGACAGCAGCUCGUCCAUACUCCGUAAUGGAAAAACCUCACAUUUUAGCUUUGCAGCCUGGGGACAAGUCUGGCAUCCACUCUGCCUUUGCACCGAUUAUUGAGAAGCAUUUCACAAUCAUCUCUAAUGAUGAGUUCAGAAAAGACAAGCAACGCUGGGCAGACAAAGUGCAAGCCGUGUUUGUGUGGUGUGCUGUUCCUAAACUUAACAGGGACCUCCUGCAGGUCCUGCCCAACUUGAAGGCUGUAAUAAAUGGAGGCGUUGGAGUGGAUCAUCUUGAUAUCCCAUUGAUAUCCAGUUUUGGGGUAAAAGUAACCAACACCCCAAAUCUGGUCAACAAUGCAACAGCUGAUUUGGGCAUGACCUUGCUACUGGCAUCUGCACGGAAGGUCAUACAAGGUUACAAGACUGGAGUUUCUCCAGAAAUUACAGAAUAUGUUCAGAGUGAAAUUGGAUAUGAUGUCAGUGGUGCGACCCUUGGUAUCAUCGGAAUGGGUAGAAUUGGCUACCAGGUUGCCAAAAGAGCUAAAGGAUUUGACAUGAAAAUCCUUUAUCACAAUCGAAACCGGAGGAAAGAAGCAGAAGAAAAAGCUGUAGGCGCCCAUUAUUAUGAAAAAAUGGAUGACCUGCUGCGUGACUCUGACUUUGUGAUGCUGGUUGUGGACUUGUCUCCACAGACUUACCAUCUAAUUGGAAAAAGAGAGCUAAGCUUAAUGAAACGAACGGCCACUCUCAUCAACAUAAGCAGAGGUCUUGUGGUAGACCAGGAUGCUCUUGUUGAAGUUCUGAGUACAGGACUGAUCCAUGCAGCAGCUCUGGAUGUGACAUAUCCCGAACCCCUGCCGAGAGACCACCCACUGCUCAAGCUUGACAAUGUCCUUAUAUUGCCUCAUAUGGGAAGCCAUACCUACCAGACAACUCAAGUCAUGGUGGAAAGAAUGGUCGCCAAUGCCCUUGCGAUAUUGAAUGGCCAGCCACCACUUGAUGAGGUGAAAGCAUCAAAAUAAAACAAAAAGAGGAAAAGUAUGUUAAUGUUUUAUCAGUGACGUGAUAAUUUGUAAUUACUUUUUAACUUUUCCAUAAAUCAAUUUUGAAGGUACAA